Auanema sp. JU1783 is the source of this 3060-nucleotide messenger RNA. The record is from the annotation of a GenBank genome assembly. Lineage: Eukaryota; Metazoa; Nematoda; Chromadorea; Rhabditida; Rhabditidae.
AUGCAACCAGCUUCCCAGAAGCUGCUAUACGAUGAAUCUCAGAACGAAGGAAUUGGAACAUGGUCCGUUGCUAAUUCAAGAGAUGUUGAUAACCGUUCAAGGAAACGCCGUAGUAUACUACCCGCCAUUGUCAUUGCCUUAUUGAUGUUCCUUGUUGGAAUCACAGUAGGAGCAACUCUUCAUGCUGUGCUUUUUCCAGAUGGAGAUUCUCCACUCAGUAUCAUAGCUAGUUUAACAGAUUCACACGGGCUUAUCAAUCACAAAAAACAUGUGAAUGCCUCUGAAGAAGUCAUAGACGAAGAUGAUGAAUCCGAUGAACGGUCUUUGAGAGUGGCGAUUGAGUCAGGAGAGAAAAAAGGAACUGCUGACACCGCAGACGAUGAUGAUGAUGAAGUCUUCUGUAAGAAGUUCAUCUGGAACAGUAGGCGUCUGCCCGAAACUUCUCAACCUAUCAUGUAUAACUUAACCAUUCAUCCGAAUGUUACAAGUAACAAAUUGGUUGGAAUAGUAAAUAUCAAUCUUAAGAUCAUGUCCGCCACAAAGCAUAUCGUUUUACACGCUGAUGAUCUGGCCAUGACGUCUUUCAAACUCUCGAUUGAUCAUGAACCGACCAAAGCCAAAUUCGAAGAUUGCAAAGAACUGGAUCAAUGGUCUUUUGAAGUUGAAAAGAAAUUGGAACCUGGCACAGAAGCUUCUCUGUACAUCGAGUACGAGGGCUUAGUGGCUAACGACUUGGUUGGUCUCUACAUAACUACGCACACUGAUAAGAAAGACAAGAAAACGAGAUCAGCAGUAACCCAGUUUGAACCAUCAUAUGCUCGACGCAUGUUCCCAUGCUUCGAUGAGCCCACCUAUAAAGCUCAGUUCCAACUUUCAGUAAUUCGUGAUCCUCAUCACGUAGUCCGCUCCAACAUGAAACUACAUAAAUCCCAUGAACAAACAGAUGGGUUGAUGAAGGAUGUGUUCGAGAAAUCCGUCAAAAUGAGCACUUAUUUGUUGGCAGUAGCAAUUUUAGAUGAUUAUGAUUAUGUGAAGAGAACGACAAAGAAAACCAAAGAUCCUAUUGAGGUGAGACUCUAUGCCCCACGACCUGCUCUUAAAGGACAGUCAGAGUUCGGACUAGACACAGCCAUCAGAGCCUUAGAGUACUUCGAAGAUUACUUCAAUAUUUCCUACCCCUUAGAUAAAAUGGAUCUGUUGGCUGUGGACGAUUUCGGAGAAGGCGCUAUGGAGAACUGGGGUCUUGUCAUUUUCCGAGAUUCAGUACUUUUGUAUUCGGAAGGAUCUACGAGUGCUAUUACUAAAGAACAAAUAGCCUUAGUUAUUUGCCAUGAGAUUGCUCAUCAGUGGUUCGGUAACUUGGUCACCAUGGAAUGGUGGAACGAUCUCUGGCUUAAUGAAGGAUUCGCCAACUACAUGGAAUACAGAUGUGUGAAUAAUCUCUUCCCCGACUGGAACAUAAUGACUAGAUUUUAUGUGGAUAAUGUAGCCUUCUCACAUGAACCUGACGGCUUAACAUCUUCUCGCGCCAUUGCUGCACCAUUAGGUAAGAACAGCAAGAAUAUCAUGUCACUCUUCGACGCCAUCAGUUACCAUAAGCCAGCAGCUAUAAUUCAUAUGAUACAAUCAUUAGCUGGUGAAGUUAAUUUCCAGAGGGCUUUAGUAGAAUACCUCAAUAAGUACGCGUAUGAGAAUGCCAAAGGAUCUCAGCUCUGGGCAAUCAUGGAGAAGCACGCUCAUUUACCAGAUGGAAUUUCAAUGCAGUCAUUAGCAACGGCGUACACCACUCAGGUCGGAUAUCCAGUAGUGCACGUGAAAAUGGAGAAAGAUGAGAUUACAAUCUCCAAUCAAACCAGAUUUUUGUUCAAAGAGAACCAAACGGACUCAGUAACUCAGUGGCCGAUACCUAUUUAUUACCGAACUGAUAGCAAGGAAGAGGUUAAACUUCAAUGGCUGAAGCCAGAGCAAGAACGAGUGAGUUGGGCCCAACCUUCAAACACCAAAUGGGUGAUUGCCAACUCGGGAGGUGUAGCAUACUUGAAAGUUCAAUAUGAUACUGAAACCUACGGUGAAUUGACAAAGAUGUUGAAAGACAACUACACGGCAAUAUCAGCCGUUGAUCGUGUGAUGCUUCUAGUGGAUGCAUUCGACUUCUCAAAAACAUCAGAUGUAGCUAUUGAUGUUUAUUUAAACCUUUUGGAAUAUGCUGAAGAUGAAGAUGACCGUAUGUCUUGGACAUUAAUUGGAAAACAACUCAAGAAUAUCGAAACUUUGAUAGAUGAAACUGACUUUAAGAACAUCUUCCAGGACUUCGAACGAACUCUUGUUCUCAAAUCGUAUGAAAAGUACGCCUGGGAUCAUAAAACAAAUCCAGGUCUUGAGCUGGAACUUAUUCAAUUAGCCUGUCGGUUAAGAAACAGAGACUGCAUCAAACGAGCUCACAAUCAGUAUAAAAACUGGAUAGUAAACGACGUCGAACCACGCGUUGAACUACAAGAAGUGAUUUUGGAAGAAGGAAUUAGACAAGGAGGAGUUGCAGCAUGGGAACGAACCUUAGCAGCAUUCAAAGAAGCCAACACUCCAAUGGAACGCCAAGCUUUGAUAUCAGCCUUGGCUUCUUCUCAAGACACUGCAUUAAUUAAUAGAUUGCUUCGGUUAUGCAUAGAAAGGAAAGGACCUUUCCGAUCUAACAUGAUUCCGAGAAUACUCGCUGCUCUCUCUCAAAAUGAUGUGGCGCGCUCAGCUACUUGGCGGUUUUUCAGAAUGCAUUUUGACGACUUCAGCAGAGUGUUUGGAGAAGGCUCAUCUCUAAUGACUAUGGCGCUGCGAUCAAUCGUUGAACGUCUGAGUACUGAACAUGAUCUCGAAGAGCUUAGAACCUUUUUGAAAGAUAAGAAACUUCACACUUCGCCUGCAAAAAUCAACCAAGUGUACGAACAGAUUGAUCUGAACAUCCAGUGGCGAGCUUUGAAUGAAGAAGCUUUAAAGAAAUGGCUAACCAAAUGGGAUGACAAGCGACGAACGUUAUAUAGAUUUCGGAAACAUAUCUACCGCCAUUAA